AUGAUAUUCCUGAUCAAUAAUUCGUAUACAGUUUGGUCAUCAAUAUUUGUCCUCAAUUACAAAAGUUAUGAAUCCGAUUACUUUAUUUUUGAGAUGAUUUUCGAUUGGACAACGAUUUUUCUCCAGUUUCUAAUUAUAUUUAGAACUUGUUAUAUCAUUUCAAAACAUCAAGUUUUCCAUAAAAAUCUAACGAUUUUGCUAGUUUUUCAAUUAUUGAUUUGGAUCGAAACAGUUUUCGCCAAAAUUUUAUUGCAACCUUAUUGGAGUGGUUAUCGAACUGUUGGAAAUCCCUUGAAAAUCUAUCAACAUUAUUGGACAGAAGAUAAAAAUGAGAUGGUGCCAAUCAAUAAUAUUUUGGAUGAAUGGGGGUUAUUCCUAUCCUCAUGCUUUUUCAUUCAUUAUUACGCCUCAAUGUUGUUUUUUGUGCUCACAGUUUCAAUUGAAAGAGCAAUUUCGUCGUAUUAUUUGAGUGAUUAUGAGAAGAAGCCGAGACUUCAUAUUUCAAUUAUUUUGAUUUUUUUGACAUUUAUCUUCUCGUGUUUUGUUGCUUAUAUUUUUACUAUCAAUUAUUUUUCAUUCGCCGCGUUUAAUGCGAUUAUUUUAUUUUUCGGGAUCAUUUCGAUGAGUGUGAGUACUUUUUCAAAGCUUCUCGAAAAAAAAAAAAUUUCCAUUCAAAAAAAUUUUAGCAAUAGCUUCGCUACCGCCCGAAAGCGAUAAACACACAGAAUACACGAAUAUAUAAAUUUCUUGUGUGACCGACGGUUGACGGGUUGCGCGCGCCGCCGCUGUUUGUGUGCAAAAGGGGCGGGGCUUUAUCGCUGCAAACCCAAGUUUUUGAGAAAUUAGAUUUUUGCAAUGAAUAUUGUUUGAGUUAGGAUAAUUUGUGCAUUUUUUUGUGUUUUCUACAAAGAUCAAAAGCAUUUAAAGAAAAGUUCAAAAUCCCACCAAUUAUUUUCAGCUUUACGUAUUUGUCUGGGCUUAUAAUCGUCGAAUCGGCCAUACAAAUUACUCACUUUCCCGACGAUUUCAAUGUUUCGAAAAUCUCAAAUCACUCCAAAAGGCAAAACGAGUUGUCACAACUUAUGCGAUCCUAACAUUUGUGGUUAACACAUCAUUCUGUGUUGUUUAUAUCAGUAUCAAUAAUGGUGUUUGGAAGUUUUUCAUCUAUUUUAUUGAUACUUUAACUAAUUUGUGAGUUAUCCUAACUUCAAUCAAAAUUCAAAAUGUGGUUUCUAGAAUCCCGGUGAUAAUCUGUCCUGUCACAUUAUUCUCAAUUGAUACUUGGAAACAUGCAGCUUUUCGAUUUUUCUAUAAUCGAAGAAGAACUCCGAAAGUUCGAGAGGAGAAUAUAGUUGAUGAUCAUAAGAAGCAUACAGAAUUGUAUUUUGAACAUUUGACCAAGUCUUGGAUUUAA
This is a messenger RNA of Caenorhabditis angaria, 1414 nucleotides long. The record is from the annotation of a GenBank genome assembly. Lineage: Eukaryota; Metazoa; Nematoda; Chromadorea; Rhabditida; Rhabditidae.